ACAGCACCACCGUGUAUUUCACACCACGUGUUCAUCCUGGGAAGGUGUUACAGAUCUGGAUGACACAUGCACCUGCCUAACUAUGUAUGAUGCAGUUUAGAAACGGAGAUGCUGUCAGACCGCCUCUAUAACCAAUCGUGAUGAAGUCACCCAAACCAACCUCAGGCGUUGCACCGUCUAAUGACAUUUAGGGAAGACGUCAAUGUUGUUCAAAAACCCCACUGGUGCCCGAUGGUAAUUACAAAAAACGCCCCACAACAACAGCGGAACCACCAAAAAAACCCACAAACCGCUAUAGGAAUAUUAAAGGGGGAUUCCUCACUUCCACUUCCCCGAAACUACGAGCAUUUUUACACUUUAUUUCGAAAAUGAAACUGGCCGCACGUUUCACCGCGUGUGGCACGUAGGCUCGUGCGUUAAAGUAGCCCGCGCGGGCCAUGUCAGUGCUCUUUAUGACAGUAGAAUCCUGCUGUUAUUAUUAUUAUUAUUAUUAUUAUUAUUAUUAUUAUGUGUAAAGACAGAACAGAACUGGGAAAACGUUUAUAUCUGCUUUUAAAUCGAAAUUCUAUAAUAGAUUAUUAAUGUAGGAAGGAACAGAGUGGCCGUGGACUCAAUCCGGACUCGGGGUGGUUUCUGCUACUGAAUCCAGGGGCGCGUGCCAGAAAUGGACGAACUGCGCAUGCGCAACGCCUGCCGUCCUUCCCGUUCAAGACCCGCCCCGGGUCCUCGCCAAUGAAAGCACGAGGGCUUGACCGUGGCCCAGACAAACGGAGCAUCCGCGAGCGGCCGAGACCGACCGAGACCGAGCUGAGUGCGACCUUACACGCGACGACCGAGUCCCAGGAGGCUCGGGGGCAGUAGUUACGCCACCGGGAGAGCGAGCUCAAGAGAGUGGGGGAGGAGAGCGCACGAGUCUGACAGCGGAUCAGCGCGCGGUAUCGCUCGUGUCAGCGCCAUCAACGCCGGGACCUGCACGACGGUCGGAGCUGAAGUGGAGGAGCUGCACUGGUCUGGUAACUGGUCUGCACUGCGGACGCCGGUUCAGUGGCGGAGUUGUUGCACCGGGGACCCGCUUUUCAACAUCGGGCCAUGGCGCACGAGCUCGUCGGAAUCCCGUUGUAGGUGUGAUUUACGUCCGUCGUUAUGGAUCGAGAGGAGCCGGUCCAGGACGCUGCGGACCUGCCCUUGCACGGACCUCACGGGCCCAGCAGGAUCCGGCCGUCGUCGUACCGGGCGCUGCGGAGCGCCGUGUCGAGUCUGGCGCGGAUCGACGACUUUUUCUGUGAGAAGAUCGGCUCAGGUUUCUUCUCGGAGGUUUUUAAGGUUCAGCACAGGAUCACGGGUCAAGUAAUGGCUCUGAAGAUGAACACGCUGGCCAGCAACAAAGCCAACAUGCUGAGAGAAGUCCAGCUAAUGAACCGGCUCUGUCACCCCAACAUUCUCAGGUUUUUGGGGGUGUGUGUCCACAAGGGGCAGCUCCACGCUCUGACUGAGUACAUCAAUGGGGGCAAUCUGGAACAGCUGCUGGACAGUGACAUCCACCUGUCAUGGUUAGUGCGGAUUGACCUGUCUCUGGACAUAGCACGUGGGCUACAGUACCUCCACAGCAAGGGUAUCUUCCACCGAGACCUGACCUCAAAGAACUGUCUCGUGCGCUGUGAGAAUGGUGCUUUCACGGCUGUGGUCGGAGAUUUUGGUCUGUCUGAGAAAAUCCCUGAUUAUAGUGAUGGUGUGGAGAAGCAGCCCCUAGCUGUGGUGGGCUCCCCCUACUGGAUGGCUCCGGAAGUACUAAGGGGAGAGCUUUACAAUGAGAAGGUGGAUGUUUUUGCGUAUGGCAUCAUUCUGUGCGAGAUCAUUGCGCGUAUCGAGGCUGACCCAGAUGUGCUGCCGCGAACAGAGGACUUUGGUCUGGAUGUGGAAGCAUUUGAGCACAUGGUCGGAGACUGUCCACCAGAGUUUCUCACCCUGGCUGUCAACUGCAGCAAUAUGUGUGCAGAGAGUCGUCCUUCUUUCUCGGACAUUGUUGUCACCUUGGAGGCGAUGGACAGAGAGCGGGAGAAGACUGAGGUUCCCGUGUUUCUAGAACCCGUCGCCGUUGACGAGAGCCCAUACCGGAGGAGGAGUUCCCCGUGUUACCCGGGCGACCAGCGUCUGUCGCGGAGCCAGUCGGACAUGCUGCCCCCAGCCCUGUCUCCGUGCCUGGGCACGCCGGUGCGCAUCAACCCCUUCUCCCUUCGCCAGGAUCUGAACGGCGGCCGUAUCAAGCUCUUCGACACGCCCAGCAAAUCGGUCAUCUCUCUCACCUUCACCCUGCCCCCGCCCCCUGACCCGUGCACCUCUCCGCCGCUGGGCGGGGCCCCCACGCGCCGCGGGCCCCCCCGUAGGUGCCAGUCCCUGCCCUGUACCCCUGAGCUGGCGAGGUCACUCCGCGAGUCGGACACCCAGAGCGUGGAGGAGAGGGAGCGAGAGAUGAAGGCUAGAGAGAGAGGUGGCAGGAAAGGGGAGGUGGACCUGAUGGAUGGCUUAGCCCUGGAUCUAGGGGUGGUGUCUCUGGAGCGGGUGGAGGAGGAGGGUGAGGGCCUGUGGCGCUCCGAACCCAUGGACUGCAGUAGCUCUCCUGACACAAUUGAGGGUGCGAACAGUACCACAGGAAGACCCCUCCUCUGCAGUUCUUCAUCCUCCUCUUCCUGUCGGCAGUCCAACAGCUGGGUGACGCCCAUUUCAAACGGACCCCCAUCGCUGCCGCCCAUCCCCCGCCUGGACAACAACAACGGUCUGCUAGGAGCCGGGCGCCCGUUGCCAUGGGUGCGGCUCGACGGUUACCUCAAGCACCAUGCCCAAGAGCGCUUGGCACGUCCUGCUGUGCAGGACGAGGUCAUUUCCUGUCCGGGAUGCUGCCUGGUGGGAUUCAGCUUCCCGUCAGUGUGCCUGCGUGGAGCCCUGCCCCCUAGGCAUGGCCCACUGCCACGCCCAUACAGGAAUCUCAAUGGUAGAGAGCCAGCAGCUGCCACGGCAGGCAAUGGAAUGCUUUGUCGAGGAGUAAAGGGUCUGGCUCCGCCCACAGCGCCCUGCGAGCCAGCGUUGCCCCUCCCAGAGGCGCAGACAUAGGCAGACAUAGGCAGACAUAGGCAGACAUAGGCCCCUGUCGGGGUUGCCAUGUAACAGGCUGCAUGUCAGCUUGUGCCAAUCACGGCUGUGGGAAAAUUACUGGUGACAUUACAUGGUGAAGUGUGAAGAAGGCAUGGAUGGCAAGGAGUGUGUGUGUGUGUGUGCAGUGUUGGAACUCUUUGCAGGGUUUGUCUUGAUGCUGCACUGUGAUAUUUGAGUUUAUAUGAAUGUAAACUAGUUGUUUGUGAGGAAUUUGAAGGUGCUAUUGAGACAACAAUCCUUCAACUUUAAAAGCCACUGUGCUUUAAAAAAAAAGCUCUCAAAUGGUGUGUGUGUGUGUGUGUGUGUGUGUGUGAGUGAGAGAGAGAGAGAUAGUGAUCCCACGAUAUUAGUUCAAGCUUUAUUUUGAUAAUCACUCCUUUGAAAUUGGGGGAAAGACCUGUGUGUGUGUGUGUGUGUGUGUGUGUGUGUGUAUGUGUGUGUGUACGUUUGGGAAUGUGUGUUCUUUGUUAAUGAUCCAAAUUCCAAAAUAAAUCAGAGUGCAUUCUGAUCAGCUCACAGCGUCUGAGAAUGAUGGGAAUGUGUGUGUGUGUGUGUGCGCGCGCAUGUUUUUAUGUGUCUGUGGGGGGGUUGAGUUUAGAAGCAAUGUGUGCAAUAAGCUAUGGCUGAGACAAACUCCACUUUUUUAAUGGGUCAUGCACCAUUUUUAGUACAAUAGGGAAAAUUGGUUUUACUUGUAUUGUGUAAUUUUUCAGUAUCUCCCUCUAGUGGUAGGAAGGGAUUCUUACUGGCCAGGUUAUUGCUGCUUAAAAAAGUACUGCAGUUGUGUCCAGGUAUUUUCAAAUGGCAAACGGUAAGUCAAACAGAUCACACAGGAUGGAGAUGGUCCCUGAAUUGUGUAAAAAAAAAAAAAAAAAGUUGACGGGUGCAGGACUGAAAUAGCUAGCAUUUACCUGAUGCUUUUUAUCCAAAGUGACUUACAAUUCUGACUGAACACAACUUGAGCAAUUGAAGGUUAAGGGU
Electrophorus electricus (electric eel) is the source of this 4131-nucleotide messenger RNA. RefSeq names its product testis associated actin remodelling kinase 1a (gene tesk1a). NCBI's taxonomy places the organism in Eukaryota, Metazoa, Chordata, Actinopteri, Gymnotiformes, Gymnotidae. Gene Ontology annotation, molecular function: protein serine/threonine kinase activity; ATP binding. Gene Ontology annotation, cellular component: nucleus; cytoplasm. Gene Ontology annotation, biological process: protein phosphorylation; positive regulation of stress fiber assembly; actin cytoskeleton organization. The record is from RefSeq and is a predicted model, not a curated record.